Molecule: messenger RNA, 1374 nt
Organism: Eruca vesicaria subsp. sativa (arugula)
Lineage: Eukaryota; Viridiplantae; Streptophyta; Magnoliopsida; Brassicales; Brassicaceae
Source: the annotation of a GenBank genome assembly
AUGAUAGGUGGCAUUUCUGGUUCCUCAUCCGAAUUCACUUUACAGAACAAUUGCCCUUACACCGUCUGGCCAGGAAUUCUCUCCGGCAACAGCGAUGACACCCUCGGCGACGGUGGUUUUCAAUUAAAUCCAAGCGCUUCUGUACAGCUCACCGCUCCUUCGGAAUGGUCAGGCCGCAUUUGGGCUCGUACCGGCUGCAACUUCAACUCAUCCGGCCAAGGUAACUGCGUCACCGGAGAUUGUGGUGGCGUUCUUAAAUGCGCUGGCGCCAGUGGAGUUCCUCCAGUCACACUGGCCGAAUUCACCAUCGGAGAAAAGGAUUUCUACGACGUGAGUCUCGUCGACGGCUACAAUGUCAAGAUUGGGAUAAAACCACAAGGAGGUACCGGAGAUUGCAAAUACGCAGGCUGCGUCUCCGACCUAAACGUGAUUUGCCCUAACAAGCUUCGGGUCAUGGAUCCAAAGAAAAAUGUGGUGGCGUGCAAGAGCCCCUGCGACGUGUUUCAAAUGCCGGAAUAUUGCUGCACAGGAGCUUUCGAUACGCCGGAAACUUGCUCUCCGACGAGUUACUCGAAGACGUUCAAGGAAGCUUGUCCUAGCGCUUACAGCUACGCCUAUGACGACGCAACAAGCACCUUCACUUGUUCCCGAGCUAACUACUUGAUCACUUUCUGCCCCAACGGCGGCGUUGCUGUUUCCGCCACCGUCUUCACUUUACAGAACAGCUGUCCGUACAUCGUCUGGCCCGGAAUCCUCUCCGGCAACAGCAACACCCUCGGAGACGGCGGUUUUCCCUUAACUCCAGGCGCUUCCCAACAGCUAACCGCUCCUCCGGGAUGGUCAGGCCGGUUCUGGCCCCGUACCGCCUGCAACUUCGAUUCCUCCGGUAACGGUAACUGCGUCACCGGAGACUGCGGCGGCGUCCUAAAAUGCAUCGGCGGAGGAGUUCCUCCGACCACUCUCGCAGAGUUCACCGUCGGAACAGGCGUCUCCGGCAAAGACUUCUACGACGUGAGUCUCGUCGACGGUUACAACGUCGAGAUGGGGAUAAAGCCACAAGGAGGCUCCGGUGAUUGCAAGUACGCCGGGUGCGUCGCUGACGUCAACGCGGUUUGUCCUAACGAGCUUAGGAUCAUGGAUCCGAAAACCGGGACUGUCGCGGCGUGUAAGAGCGCUUGCGCGGCGUUUAAUUCGCCGGAGUUUUGCUGUACCGGUGCUCACGCGACGCCGCAGACUUGUUCUCCGACGCGUUACUCGGCCAUGUUUAAGAACGCUUGUCCUAGCGCUUACAGUUACGCUUAUGACGACGCGACAAGUACUUUCACGUGUUCCGGUGCUAACUACUUGAUCACUUUCUGUCCCACUCGGUCUUGA